Molecule: messenger RNA, 1593 nt
Organism: Auanema sp. JU1783
Lineage: Eukaryota; Metazoa; Nematoda; Chromadorea; Rhabditida; Rhabditidae
Source: the annotation of a GenBank genome assembly
UUGCUUUGUAUUCCAUAUAGCGACAUAAUGUCGUUAGUUCAAGUACAAAGGUCACCAACACCUUCUAUUGGUGAUGAAAGUGAGAGCUUGGAACUUGAUGAUUCGCGUUGUUCCUCUCGCAAUCGAACGUUGUCCGAAUGCUAUUUUGCUGUGAAAAGUGCUGCUGUUAUUCUACCUCAUAGGUUUCUAGACGAAAAUUCUACCUCUCAUUCACAUAGUUCGGCUGAGGCGACAGAAAUUGAAAUGCAUUUACAGCUUAUGCUUCGGUUGCUCCGUCCACAGGAUACUAUGAAUAUGGCUGUUCGUUUACAAACACAGAUUGUGGAUCAUAUCCGAUAUUUAGCUGUUGUUUCUGCUUUUGAUGCGGAACGGAGAGUGUUAUUGUUAGGAAUGGAUUAUCAUAAAGGACAAAUGAGUAUCGGGGUUGUCCUCCCAUUACUUUGGUGUAGUAGAGUAGAACUGUCUAUGGAUGGAGGUGUAGCCGUUCAUGGCUCAUCAGAGACUUGCAGUAAAGCUGACAAUGCUAUUCUAUUCCGCCCUAUAUCUGUUCAGGCUAUGUGUUAUUUUGGGUUUGUCUUUCAAUCACUUCAUAAAGAAUUGGAAAUAACACGUGAAAAUUCUCCGAAACGGCUUAAAGAGCCUGCCACUGGUACUCAGCACUACAUGGAUCGAAUAAGCUCGCUUGAUUUUUUAUGCGCACAGUGGCAACAAUCUCCACUUGAUGUAGAUGAAGAUUAUGGACUUAAAGCUGACACUGUUCGAAGCCACACCGUUGAUGAAACUGUACAAGCGAAGGAAACUGUUCUGCGUAAAGAAUUGAGACAAAUAAUGCAAUCAGUUGAUUUGGAUUCAGUUACUAGCAAGGACAUCAGAGAAUCUUUGAGCAAGCGUUUUGGAAACGUUGAUAAUCACAAAGACUUUAUCGAUCAGGAAAUGCUUGUAAUCUUGGGACAGUUAGAUAAGCCCAGCAUUAUAUUUCCAUACCUUCUUUUGGGCACAGAAUGGAAUGCUUCCAAUUGGGAAGAGUUGAAAGCGAACAAUGUUGGCUACAUAUUGAACAUGACCCGAGAAGUUGAUAACUUCUUCCCUCAACAUUUUGAGUAUCGGAAGAUUUGGGUGACGGACGAAGCCAACACACAACUACUGAAUCACUGGAAUAUGACAUGGGCAUUUAUUAAAAAAGCAAAGGAGUCCGGCAAAGUGUGUCUUGUACAUUGUAAGAAAGGAAUAAGUCGUAGUUCCUCCACUGUGAUCGCUUUUGCCAUGAAAGAGUAUGGUUGGAGCUUGGAAAAGGCUCUGGACCAUGUAAAGAAAUGUAGGAAUUGUAUAACCCCCAACAAGGGAUUCAUCGAUCAGCUACGAAUGUUCCAUGGCGCUCUUGAAGCAUCUAGAUACCGUCACUCUCCUCAGUUUAAUGGAAGAAUGCCCCGUGCACACUCUGCAUCCUGUAGAGCAACUCAGCCACGGCCAGCAACUGUUGCCGUCCGUGGUAUAGUGAGCUCUUUCGAGAGAAGACGCGACUCUACAGAGCCGUCAUCUCACUUUCCACUCGAUGUGAUCAAUAAGAGAAACUCUAUCCAACAAAUCAGUUAA